Messenger RNA from Anthostomella pinea, 1092 nucleotides. Lineage: Eukaryota; Fungi; Ascomycota; Sordariomycetes; Xylariales; Xylariaceae. The record is from the annotation of a GenBank genome assembly.
AUGGCGCCAAAGAUCAUAAUUCUUGCUGGGGCACCCGAGAGUCAUUCUCUGGACUGGGAGGAGUCAGGCCUCUUGAAGCACUUCACAGAACCUAUUGCGCAUUUCACCCGGUCGGAACAUCCAUUGCGCCAACCAGUCCUGGAGAGCAACUCAAGCCCGACACCAGACCUACCUGUGUGGAGGUCAAUCCCACUUCACCGACAACGACUGCCGACAGGCUUCUCUCAGAUUCUCGAGUUGGGAAGCGAUUACCACGGCUACAAGGGCUUAUUUACCACCUUAACCCAGUCUCUUGAUAACACAUCGAUCUUGACGGGAGACGACCAGAGCCAAAAGCUUCUAAACGAGUUUUACGAUCGCUCGUUAGCUUUACAUGAGGAGCUUCCUUCAUCGCAGUUACCAGGCUCUAGCUUCGGUACCGAUAUAUCUUCUAUCGAUGAAACCCGAGAAGGAAGCACCGACUUCUCUACCCAGGGCAGUGGUUCCUCUGGUGAACAGUCCCAUGUGCGCGCCAUUGAAUCCGGUCACCUCAGUGACCUGGAAGACCUACCUAAAGCCUCAUACUUGCAGAGCAUCUCGCCACAGACCAUCACUGUCAAUCUAAUCGUCGGCAUAAUCUCAGUUGCAGAACCGCGAACUGUAAAGACGAGAUGGGGCUCGACCAAAUCUCUGGUCGAGCUCCUCGUGGCCGACGACACUAAAUCUGGCUUCGCUAUUACCUUUUGGUUAUCAUCAGAUCUUACCGAAUCGGACCGAGUGCUCAAGGAUCUCCGGCGGCAGGACAUUGUGCUCCUUCGAAACGUGGCCUUGAACGUAUUCAUGAAGAAGGUCUACGGACAUAGUCUCAGGAAGGGCCUCACAAAGGUCGAUCUGCUUCACCGUCGGAGACUGGACACAAAGGACCAGCCUGGCCUGUACAGCAUGAAAGAUGUGGUAUCGAAAAGACCCACACACCCACAGCUGGCGAAGACGAGGAAAGUCCGUGAAUGGGUCCUGCAUUUCGUUGGUGGUGGCGCCACAAGCCUUCGCAAGAGGAAACAUAAUGGGAAGCCUGUCAGAACUUGGGACAUGCCCCCGGAAGAUACGCAAUGA